Messenger RNA from Drosophila ananassae, 327 nucleotides. It is a transcript of the gene Polr3K, whose product is annotated as DNA-directed RNA polymerase III subunit RPC10. Gene Ontology annotation, cellular component: RNA polymerase III complex. The coding region runs from base 1 to 327 and encodes 108 amino acids. Gene Ontology annotation, biological process: DNA-templated transcription; termination of RNA polymerase III transcription. NCBI's taxonomy places the organism in Eukaryota, Metazoa, Arthropoda, Insecta, Diptera, Drosophilidae. Gene Ontology annotation, molecular function: DNA-directed RNA polymerase activity; nucleic acid binding; zinc ion binding. The transcript has 2 exons. The record is from RefSeq and is a predicted model, not a curated record.
AUGUUGUUUUUCUGCCCUUCGUGCGGAAACAUACUUAUCAUCGAGGAGGACACUAGCUGCCAUCGUUUCACGUGCAACACCUGCCCGUACAUUUCGAAGAUCAAGCGAAAAAUCACCGCAAAGACCUUUCCUCGCCUCAAGGAGGUUGACCACGUUUUGGGCGGCAAGGCGGCGUGGGAGAACGUGGACUCUACCGACGCAGAGUGCCCCCAGUGCAGCCACAAGCGUGCGUACUUUAUGCAACUGCAGACCCGGUCGGCAGACGAGCCGAUGACCACGUUCUACAAGUGCUGCAACCACGAGUGCGGUCACAACUGGCGGGACUAA